Messenger RNA from Vitis riparia (riverbank grape), 777 nucleotides. RefSeq lists its product as uncharacterized. The transcript has 3 exons. Gene Ontology annotation, cellular component: chloroplast thylakoid membrane. Lineage: Eukaryota; Viridiplantae; Streptophyta; Magnoliopsida; Vitales; Vitaceae. The record is from RefSeq and is a predicted model, not a curated record. Gene Ontology annotation, biological process: thylakoid membrane organization. The coding region runs from base 78 to 665 and encodes 195 amino acids.
ACUGACAAGUUGCAGACUUGCAGUUGCACCCAUUUUCUGUAAUCCAUAGUGUUUAGGUUGAGAGUUGAGAGAGAAGAAUGAGUGGGGUUUCAGCUUCCCCACCACCCACCUUCUUUUCUCUUGAAGGGAGGCCCAUGACUAGGUCUUUUUGUUGCCAUCAACCCCUCUCACAUCGCAAACUCAGAUUUAACAGCCUUGGAAUUGGGUGUAGGGGAGGCGGGUUGCAGAGGGAUAGAGUAGUACAGUGCAACAGCAGCACUAAUCCACCCCCACCUGGUUCGGGUGACAGUGACAGCAGAAGCAUUCUGGAUGCCUUCUUCUUGGGAAAGGCUUUGGCGGAAGCACUGAAUGAACGUAUCGAAUCCACAGUUGGGGAAUUUCUGAGUGUAGUUGGUAGGUUGCAAGCUGAGCAACAAAAGCAAGUACAAGACUUCCAGGACGAGGUGUUGGAAAAGGCCAAGAGAGCCAAAGAGAAAGCGGCCCGUGAGGCGCUGGAAGCACAAGGACUCAUUCCCAAGUCUACCCCAGCAGCUACUGACAGUGUUACUUCAACAGCUUCAACGACGAGUGCGGAAACCCCUGCAAAUUCACCCUUGCUGUCUAACCCAAAUAGCCCUCGUCCCCCUAACGAGGACCCUGUUUUAGGCGUGCCAAAUGAGGAGUGAACAUCCAUCUGGGUUUGGCGUGUCUUACAAUUUUAUGUGUUGUACUGAAUUUGGAUCACAGCAACUAUUGUGUUUUCAAAUAAAUGAGUGAUUGCAGGUUUCUAUAGUCUCA